This is a messenger RNA of Symbiodinium pilosum, 356 nucleotides long. NCBI's taxonomy places the organism in Eukaryota, Dinophyceae, Suessiales, Symbiodiniaceae. The record is from the annotation of a GenBank genome assembly.
AUGCCGACAGGAGGACCAACCAGAACGGGUCAGUGGACUGAGGACAACAACUGGCAGUUUGAGCUCCGCUUUUGUGCCUGCGCGCAGCGGCAAUGCCGCGAGAGCAAGAGAGGCCGGGCCCGCGACUUCCGCACGGACAAGUUCAGGACCGUCGCCCUGGGAGACCUUGCUGAUAAGAAAAACGAGUGGGUAGCAAGGAGCCCUCGCAAUAAGUACGUGGAGAUGGCCCGACUCUCCGGCGACUGCCGCUUCGAUCUUGGGGAUGCUGUUUUGGCCAACCUGUCUGCGGUAGAGAAAGAGUUGGGAGAAAGGCCUACGCGCCGGAAGGGAAAGACCGCGCCCACCUGGCCCAAAAA